CGUCACUUACCUGAGGUGGCUUGACAACCAAAAUGGCGGCCACAAUGUUGAGGUCGCUUACCAAACUAGGACGUCCUUCAGCAAAAGUAUUAUUAAAUAGUAAUAUUGGGAGCCCUGGUUGCACUGUCCUGCAAAACAGGAAGAAACAAUGGCAGCCAGAUGUGGAGUGGACUGAGCAGUUUGCAGGCGCAGUGAUGUACCCCACUGCUAUGAAUGAGAAAUGGGUACCACCCCCGUGGAAUGACAAAGAUCCUCUGGCACAGAAGGAUGUGUCCAACCUCACCAUCAACUUUGGGCCGCAGCAUCCUGCCGCUCACGGCGUGUUGCGUCUGGUGAUGGAGCUCAGUGGCGAGUCAGUCAAAAAAUGCGACCCUCACAUUGGCCUGCUUCACCGCGGCACAGAGAAACUAAUCGAAUACAAGACUUACCUGCAGGCUCUGCCCUAUUUUGACCGUCUGGACUAUGUUUCCAUGAUGUGUAACGAGGAGGCCUACUCGCUGGCUGUGGAAAGGCUUCUGAACAUCCAAGCACCACCCCGUGCUCAGUGGAUCAGAGUUCUGUAUGGAGAGCUGACCCGCAUCCUCAAUCACAUCAUGGCUGUCACCACUCACGCGCUCGACAUCGGAGCCAUGACCCCCUUCUUCUGGAUGUUCGAGGAGAGAGAGAAGAUGUUUGAGUUCUACGAGAGAGUGUCCGGGGCUAGAAUGCACGCCGCCUACGUCCGGCCUGGUGGCGUUCAUCAGGAUCUUCCUCUGGGCCUGAUGGACGACAUCUACGAGUGGUGCAAGAACUUCUCCAUUCGCAUUGACGAGGUGGAAGAGAUGUUGACCAACAACCGUAUCUGGAAGAAUCGCACUGUGGACAUUGGUGUGGUGACUGCAGAGGAAGCGCUCAACUAUGGCUUCAGCGGAGUGAUGCUGAGAGGUUCUGGCAUCAAGUGGGACCUGCGCAAGUCUCAACCGUACGACAAAUACGACGAGGUGGAGUUUGACGUCCCGAUUGGAAGCAACGGCGACUGCUACGACAGGUAUCUAUGCAGGGUGGAGGAGAUGAGACAGUCCCUGAGGAUCAUGCACCAAGCCCUUAACAAGAUGCCGGAAGGUGAGAUCAAGGUAGACGACGCCAAGGUGGCGCCGCCCAAGAGAUCUGAGAUGAAGAUGUCCAUGGAGUCUUUGAUCCACCACUUUAAGCUGUACACUGAGGGCUACCAGGUGCCUCCAGGGGCCACGUACACCGCUGUGGAGGCCCCCAAGGGAGAGUUUGGUGUUUACUUGGUGUCAGACGGUUCCAGCAGACCCUACCGCUGCAAGAUCAAAGCUCCCGGAUUCGCCCACCUGGCCGGUUUGGACAAAAUGACUACAGGACACAUGCUAGCGGAUGUGGUGGCCAUUAUUGGCACACAGGACAUUGUGUUUGGCGAGGUCGACCGCUAAGUCUGCGUGGUUUUUUUUUUGUUUUUUUUUUUGUUGUAGAGGUUGCGACUUCUCACGGCCACACCUGCUAGUCAGGCUUACUUACCAUCCUUCACGUACACAGGCCUGAUGUUUGCAAUCUGAUGUAUAAUGCCUAAUAAAUAUUCUAUGA
Molecule: messenger RNA, 1584 nt
Organism: Dunckerocampus dactyliophorus (ringed pipefish)
Lineage: Eukaryota; Metazoa; Chordata; Actinopteri; Syngnathiformes; Syngnathidae
Gene: ndufs2
Product: NADH:ubiquinone oxidoreductase core subunit S2
Exons: 14
Coding region: 33-1433 (466 amino acids)
Biological process (GO): mitochondrial electron transport, NADH to ubiquinone
Molecular function (GO): quinone binding; NADH dehydrogenase (ubiquinone) activity; NAD binding
Source: RefSeq, a predicted model, not a curated record